UACACGGGAGCAUGAUGAAGCCCAUCGCAACGAUCCUCUUACUGAUGUGGACCUUUAAUGUAGCUGCUGCUUUUCUUUGCUACUCCCAUGACCCUGAGAAUGACAAAUCUUCGGUGGUGUUUUGCCAAAACUCCUGCUACUCUGUUGGUGUAAAGUUGUUUGCCCUUGAACGUUUGAAAAAAGGGUGUGCUGACAAGACUUAUGAAUACGGCUGUAAAACAGGUGACUUCCUCGGACUUGCUGGAGGACACAUGUGCUUCUGCAACACUAUCCUCUGCAAUACCUCGUCCGUGUCCUUCGUCGUCAUGCCUCUUCUAAUAAUAUCAUUACUUCUGCUGAGGCUCCUGUGAAACACUCCUCCCUGUUAUAUUUCAUUAAUGCUCAUUUAGUUUAAUAUCUUUAUUAUACAUUCCAUACCCAGCCUGUAGGCAGUAGUAAUCUGCAAGGACAUGCUGAAAUUAAGAGGCCUGUUAAUGUAGAAGCUUAAAGGAACUAUAAUGCUAAAGAAAAGUUUCUUGUAUAUGGGUAACUGAAUACAGUCAGUUAAUAUAAAAUAAACAUUUUAUUUAAUUUAAUAAGAAAUGAAGAGCGUGUGAACCUGCAUCAAUCACUUUUGUUCAUUAAGAAUACUGCAUUUACUCUAGAACAGUGCUUAUCUACCUGGGUAACUAGUCACCCUGGGGUGACCUAUUCCAAGACCAGCAGUGACCUGGCUGGGGUAACCCAAGAGAGAUCUAACUCAGUAUGUAGAUAUAGCAGCAGAAUACAAUGUAUAUACCUCCUGCAUUGACUUUUCUUUCCUAAGUCAGUUCAAUUGCUUUUUGUAUCCUCUUGUGGGCGUAUAGUGGGUUACAGCCAGAUGAUCGGUGAAGGGAAACGCAUCCUUAGUUAUGUUGCUUUAUUCAAUACAGGUAUUAAGACAACAUACCAAGCAGCCCUACACAUCCAUCUCAGUCAGGUAUUGCAUUUUCGCAGUAUGUAGGUCUUAGAUCUGGGUGAUGCUUGGGGUGGCGUCGGCCAGGCACACAGCGACACAAGAGCAAGAAGAGUCUGGAGAGCUUUCCCCAUUUUAAUGGUUACUGCAUGUAAUCACUGGUUACAUACACCAACCACACAGGCCCAAAGAAGGCAACAUUGCUGUCAAACUUGGUUUCAAAAUCUGUCAGCAUUACUAUGAAACAGAUACCUAGAGAAGAGAUCACUUCCUCCUGGCGUAAACUGAUUUGUCAGUAAACAGCAAAAAACUAUUAAAUGAAUGAUAAAUAUUGUUGUAUUAAUUGAAUAUUUAUUUUAUUUUAUUAAACAUGAUUUGUGCUAACUCAUAAUUUUUUUUUUCAAUUAUUUUUAAUUCAGUUCAGAUAAUCAAUAAUAAAUUAAAUACUUUAAAGAAGCAAGUUUGUCAAUCCUUUAGCUAUUGGGAGUCAUUUUAGAGAUAAGGAUCUAGUUAUGCCAUCUUUGUGCUCUGAUGUUAUUAAUCAAUAUACAUGUUGUGUCUAUAUUGCUAGAUAUGUUGGUAGUACAGUUAGAAACUUCCAAACUAGAAUAUGUGAACACAGAGGUCCCUAUUAAACUAGCUAAACCUUCUUUCUCAAUUGUAAGAUUACAUUCCAAAACAAAGAGAUCAUUUAUAAAGAAUAAAAAGUGACUAUAUCAAAGCAGGAGCAAUAUACAAAUAACCUGCAUUUAAGAAACUGAAAUUCAUAGCUAUGUUUUGUUCCACCUUGAACUAAUAAUGUUUAUGGUCCAAACCGGACCGAAAUGUCAUUAGUUUCUUUUUCUAAGUGCAGGUUAUUUGUGUAUUUGUAAAA
Cherax quadricarinatus is the source of this 1808-nucleotide messenger RNA. The record is from RefSeq and is a predicted model, not a curated record. Lineage: Eukaryota; Metazoa; Arthropoda; Malacostraca; Decapoda; Parastacidae.